CUAGUAACCCACCCGCAGCACAACACAAUGGCACUAAGCGAGGACAGCAACGACUUGCUCCAAGCCCAGGUGGAGCUCUGGAACCAGACCUUCAGCUUCAUGAAGUCGGUGGCGCUCGCCGUCGCCUUGGACCUCGGCAUCGCCGACGCCAUCCGCCACCACGGCGGCGCCGCCACCCUCUCUCAGAUACUCUCAGAGAUUGCCCAAACCAUUUGCAGGGUUAGUAUCAACCCAUGUAAGCUUCCUGGUCUCCGUCGCCUCAUGCGCGUUCUCGCCGUCGCCGGAACCUUCACUAUCAGGAACCAGACCUCGUCGGACGGGCAUGAACCUGUCUAUAAGCUGACAGCAGCUUCCCGUCUCGUCAUGAGCAACAACGACGGCGAGAGCUCGGCGAGCCUGUCCCCUAUGCUGAGCCACGUGCUCAAUCCUUUCCAUGACUCGCAGCUCAGCAUGGGCCUCGCCGCGUGGUUCCGGCACGACGAGGAGCCUGGCCGGUGUCCGUUCGCCCUGAUGCUCGGCGCAACCGUGUUUGAGAUGUGCCGGGGCGACGACGCGGUGAACGCGUCCAUCAACGACGCCAUGGCCGCGGACAGCCGUUUCCUGAUGCGGAUCGUCUUGAAGGAGUGCGGCGAGAUCUUCCGCGGGAUAGACUCGCUGGUCGACGUCGCCGGCGGGGUCGGCGGGGCCGCCGCCGCCAUCGCAGCGGCGUUCCCGUCGUUGAGGUGUAGCGUGCUUGAUCUCCCUCACGUUGUCGCCAAGGCUCCGUCUGUUAGUGAGGUGCAGUUCGUUGCUGGAGACAUGUUUGAGAGCAUUCCACCCGCAAAUGCUAUCUUGCUCAAGUACGUGUUGCACGAUUGGGGCGACGAAGAGUGCAUCAAGAUAUUGGAGAACUGCAAACAAGCUAUCCCUUCACGAGAUGCAGGAGGAAAGAUAAUAAUAAUAGAUAUGGUGGUUGGAUCUAAGCCGUCGGAUAUCAAGCUUCUGGAGACACAGGUUUUGUGUGAUCUCGAUAUCAUGAAAAUUGGUGGGGUUGAACGAGAUGAGCAAGAGUGGAAUAAAAUAUUCCUUGAAGCUGGAUUCAAGGACUACAAUAUUAUGCCGCUAGGUCUCCGAUCAAUCAUUGAGCUCUAUCCAUGAAUGCCGUGUGAACAAGUCCGAGUAGAAAUAAAAGCACAUGAUGUGGUGAGCGUACUAGUGACUUUCUGCUGCUGGACUAUUAUAGAUGAAAUUUCAGAUUUCAAAUUUGGUCAGUUUUAGUCUGUUCAAUGAAAUUGUGACGAGCUAUCACACUUCGCUUAGGAGGAUGACCGGUCUUUGGAGUCAUCACUGAAUAAAGAUUAUUCUUUUCUUUAUUCUUUUUCUUUUUCCUUUUUGGAAUCUCUCACAUUCACAUCAAGUGUUCCACAAUAGAGUAAGUGGCACAUUACACAAGAACACGUACCAUAGCCAUAUGAAGUUUGAUUAAAGUUCCUCCCGUAUAUACACUAUGUAUUUGUUCACAACUUGUCCAAAUUUAUGUUGUACA
Messenger RNA from Setaria italica (foxtail millet), 1525 nucleotides. Its product is annotated as 5-pentadecatrienyl resorcinol O-methyltransferase-like. The record is from RefSeq and is a predicted model, not a curated record. Gene Ontology annotation, biological process: methylation. Gene Ontology annotation, molecular function: O-methyltransferase activity; S-adenosylmethionine-dependent methyltransferase activity; protein dimerization activity. Lineage: Eukaryota; Viridiplantae; Streptophyta; Magnoliopsida; Poales; Poaceae.